UUCUCCCGUUUCCGGGCCACCCGGCCCGUGUCCUGAGCUGGGCUGGACUCUGGGCGCACGGAACCACCGCCCGAGGGGCCCCAGGCGUGCUGCGUGGUGUGGAGUACGCGCCUUUUUUUUCAAGCCUUGGCUGCAGUUUAUUGAGCACCUACUAUGUGGCAGCCACCGGAUCCAACGCUUUGACUGACAUCUAUGGCUCACUGCCUGGACAGCAGCCCUACUGAGCAAGGCAGGUCCUUCUGGCGUUCCUGUGGUGGCUUAUCCUGAUUGGCUGAGCUUACCUACUCCAGCGAUUGUCCAACUUCUGGGACUCUGGGCUCACUGACCGCCUGUCCCUGGGAAGAUGUUCCUGGUGGGCCUGACAGGGGGCAUUGCCUCAGGCAAGAGCUCAGUGCUCCAGGUGUUCCAGCAGCUGGGCUGCGCAGUGAUUGAUGUUGACGUCAUCGCCCGGCAUGUGGUGCAGCCAGGAUACCCCGCCCACCGGCGCAUUGUGGAAGCUUUUGGCACUGAGGUCUUGUUGGAGAAUGGAGACAUCAAUCGCAAGGUCCUGGGGGACCUGAUAUUUAACCAGCCCGACCGGCGGCAUCUGCUCAACACCAUCACUCACCCUGAGAUCCGCAAGGAAAUGAUGAAGGAGACCUUCAAGUACUUCCUUCGGGGAUACCGCUACGUGAUUCUGGAUAUCCCUCUGUUGUUUGAGACCAAGAAACUGCUCAAGUACAUGAAGCACACAGUGGUGGUGUACUGGUGAGUGUGUGGCAUUGCCUGGCCUAACUGAGGCCAGGAUGGGGGAUCCCUGGAGUAAGCCAUGUCCCUGAGAAAUGGCCCACAUCACUGUGCCCUUGCCCCACAGGGCGGCCAGGAAGCACAGUGGGUAGGGGCAGCAGCGCCCAGAGCCCACGGAAACCAACCUCUGUGUCUGACCCAGAUAUGCCCCCGGGGAAGGUGUAGGAAGGGAUGGGCCCCCAGGCUUCUCUAGUGCUUGGGAAGGGCUCCCCCUGCUGGCUGUUGGAGGCACUUCAGCCCAGAUUCCAAGCCUUGUCUUGGGCUACCAUGUUGUUAUUCACUGGAUCCCUUCUCCCUCCUCCAGCACUUCUCAAUUU
Molecule: messenger RNA, 1103 nt
Organism: Myotis lucifugus (little brown bat)
Lineage: Eukaryota; Metazoa; Chordata; Mammalia; Chiroptera; Vespertilionidae
Gene: DCAKD
Product: dephospho-CoA kinase domain containing
Exons: 4
Coding region: 344-751 (135 amino acids)
Biological process (GO): coenzyme A biosynthetic process
Molecular function (GO): dephospho-CoA kinase activity; ATP binding
Source: RefSeq, a predicted model, not a curated record